This is a messenger RNA of Perca fluviatilis (European perch), 1288 nucleotides long. RefSeq names its product acidic (leucine-rich) nuclear phosphoprotein 32 family, member A (gene anp32a). Gene Ontology annotation, molecular function: histone binding. Gene Ontology annotation, biological process: regulation of apoptotic process. The transcript has 7 exons. Gene Ontology annotation, cellular component: nucleus. The coding region runs from base 140 to 955 and encodes 271 amino acids. Lineage: Eukaryota; Metazoa; Chordata; Actinopteri; Perciformes; Percidae. The record is from RefSeq and is a predicted model, not a curated record.
GUCAAUCCCGAGACGUGCUCCCGCCCACCGAGCGGAUCAAGUUUGAAUGAACAACAGCAGGCUGUUCUAGAGGUGGUAUAGUUGCAUUUGCAGUAAUUAUUAAAAGUGUGUAUCGUAUCGCGGGGUGCGCUGAUCAAGGAUGGACAUGAAGAAAAGAAUUCAUCUAGAGUUGCGAAACCGCACUCCAUCAGAUGUAAAAGAACUCGUUUUAGACAACUGUCGCUCAAAUGAAGGAAAGAUCGAGGGUCUAACAGAUGAAUUUGAGGAGCUGGAAUUUCUAAGCACAAUCAAUGUUGGACUGACGACAGUUGCCCACUUGCCGAAGCUAAAUAAACUCAAAAAGCUUGAACUCAGCGAUAACAGGAUCUCAGGAGGGUUGGACGUUCUGGCAGCGAAAUGCCCCAACCUCACACAUCUCAACCUCAGUGGCAACAAGAUUAAAGACCUCAGCACAAUAGAACCAUUGAAAGAAUUGGGGACCCUGAAAAGCCUAGAUCUGUUUAACUGUGAAGUAACAAACCUGAACGAAUACAGAGACAACGUAUUCAAGCUACUACCCCAGCUCACGUACCUGGACGGGUACGACAAAGACGACAAAGAGGCACCAGAUUCCGACGCUGAGGUUUACGCAGAGGGUUUGGAUGACGACGAGGAAGAUGAAGACGAUGAGGAGGAGUAUGACGAAGAUGCAGCACCAGGAGACGAGGAGGAGGAGGAGGGAGAGGAGGAGGAAGAGGAGAAUGAAGAGGAGGAAGAGGAGGACCUAAGUGGAGAGGAGGAAGAGGAGGAAGAUCUGAAUGACAAGGAGGUUGACGAUGAGGAUGAUGAAGGUGAGCAAAAUGGUGAAACUAUGAAUUGUAAUAAGAUAUUAAAUACGUAUGCUGCUUUAUCUAAAAUACGCAGUGUGACAUUUCUUGAAUUUGAACAUAACUUUGUAUGCAUAAUCUUUCCAUAAAGAGAAAUGUUCAACAUCAGAACUCAUUAUCGCUUUUUCCAUUUUCUUUUCUGUGACACCCAGGUGGCAAUGUUUGAAUUUGUGGUGGUAGUGUAGAGACAUACUUGAUAUAAAUGGAGGUUAAAACCGCAACUUAUGUGCAUUGAAAAUGUAUUGUUUCAAAGUGUAAACUCUGGAAAACAGUCAGGUAUUUGGACUUUGUUUUCACUGUUAUACGUACUGGUCAAAUUGGCCUACCUCAGUGAUUUUUCACCAUAUGUUAAAUCCACUGUCAUCAGCCAAAUUGUUUUUUCCCUCCCAUUCACUUCAAUAAAUCCCUUUUUAUAUAUGUUU